GAAUAUGCUUAAUUUCUAAAAUGUGAUGGGUAUAUUUUUUAGGGUUUGAUAAUUUAAAAUUGCUUUGAGAAGUAAAAAAAAAAAAAAAUAUCUGAAACUACCUAAUGCAUAGCAGCAAGUAUAUAAAAGUUUAAUAGUUUCAUUUUCUAUUUUGUUAUUAUAGAAACUAAAAUGUAUUUUAAGAAAAUGAAAAUGGUGAUUGGUUGUGUAUCAAAAAUAGUUUGGGUAUUUUUCCUUGCGAUGUGUUGUUUCCAGGUAGCUGGCAAAUAGACGAAAAAGUUAUUCUUAAAAUCAGAAGUGUGUAAAACGUAAAUGCAAGAACUAGUUACAUCUGUGUUCACGCAAGAUCACACGCAUGAAAUGCCUCCUCUCCCAAUCGAGAAGGAAGGAAGGAAGAAAAAAAAUACCGCGAAAUAUUUUUCCUCAAGAGGAAAACGCGAAUUUUAACUCCAGUCAGAAACUAACCUCCUAUCAGAUCGUCCACGUAGAUAGACGUUCCAGCGGGCAGCCAAGCAUAGAACAGCCCCGCGUAUAGGAAUUGUGAACAUAUUUAUAAUUUUACUUUAUUUCUUUUUGCCUCGCCUGUUUUUUCAAAGAAAUGGUUAAAAGUUUAAUUCCUGAUUGAAAUUACAGUUGAUAUUUAUAGAGAACCUCCGUGUAGAUGCAAGCUUCAUAGAGCGGCUUUUUACGUACAAGAAAUGUACAACUUGAUUUUUUUUUUUUCCUUUGGAUUGAAAUGUUCCAUUGUGGAUGUUACUGAGAGUGACUACUUUGUUGUUUAGAUCUUUUGCUGAUGCUCGUUAAAUGUGAUAGUUAAGAUGUUUAUAUUACAGAUAUUUUCCCCUUUAAGUAAAUUGUAUAAGAGGAUGAUGGUCUAAAUAAGAUUAAGAAAAAGAGACUAACAAGAAACAUCAAAUGAAACGGUACUUCGAAAAUUAACGAUUAUGAAACAUAUUGCAAAAUGCGAAACAGAUGAAAACUAUACACUGACGGAAAUGGCCAACAAGAGGAAUUAUUCUUCCCUCUAUCCUUCAGAGGAACCCCAAGACGAUGAGGAGGAUUAUGAGAAAGCAAUCACAGCCGCAGGAUACGGGUUCUUCCACUACUGGCUGGUUGCGAUCGGAGGGAUUGCCAAUGCCAGUGAUGCAGUGGAGAUCCUCUGUGUGUCCAUCCUUUUACCAGCAGCAGAGUGCGACCUUCAUAUGUCCUCUAGUGACAAGGGCUUGCUCAAUGCUGGGGUGUUUAUGGGUAUGAUGGUUGGAGGAUACAUCUGGGGAAGCUUAGGUGAUAUUUACGGAAGAAAGAAUGUUUUGGUCGUUUCGCUGAUGGUAAACGCCAUUGCGGGAAUUGGGUCUUCUUUCAUGCAAAGUUUCCCGUUAUUCUUCACGAUGCGGUUUAUAUCUGGCUUAGGAGUUGGUGGCAGCAUUCCUCUCGUGUGGGCGUACGUGAGUGAGUUCCAGCCUGCGAGUAAAAGAGGGGGAGCUCUUAGUGUCAUUGCAGCAUUCUGGAUGGUUGGAAAUAUUCUAGUUGCAGUUUUAGCACUGGCUAUAAUUCCCUAUGAUAUUGGGUUUGUCACUCCAACCUUCAGCUUCAAUUCAUGGCGGAUUUUCCUGAUUGUAUGUGCCCUGCCUUCUUUAAUCAUUGGCAUAGUGUUGAUUUUCAUGCCCGAAUCACCUAUGUUUCUGCUGCUGAAGGGAAGACACGAUGAGGCAAUUGGAAUUCUACAGAAAAUCUAUGAGCAAAAUACGUCAAAUCCUUCAAGGAGUUAUCCUGUAAGAAAGGUGACUAUAGCCAACAUUAAAAUCCAGACAGUUUCCUCAGGUAGUGUGUGGAAAAUUCUGAAAGACAUAUGCGUUCAGAGCUGGCGCCAGAGUAAUGCGCUCUUUAGCCGAUCCCUCCUGCGCACCACUUUGCUUAUGCUCUUUAUUAAUUUUGCUAUUCAGUUUGGGUACUAUGGGCUUUGGUUGUGGUUCCCAGAAUUGUUCAAUCGUCUACAGUUAUACUAUAAUGACCAUCCAGGUGAUAAGGUAAGCGUUUGCGACCUGACAGACUUCAAGGGGAAUGAUACAGUGCAAAUGUCGAAUUGCAAUUCAGGGGACGAGAUUGUGGAUCCACAAGCACUUGUAAAUACACUGAUAACAGCUGUGGCACCACUACCAAGCAAUCUCUGGACCAUUUUCUAUAUGGAUAGACUUGGCAGGAAAUUUUUCCUUGUGCUCAGCAUGGUGUUGUCGGGGGGAUCAGCCUUCGGCAUAUACUUCGUAAAAACUGCAACAGAUAACCUCAUUCUCAGCUGUGUUUUCGGUGCAGUUUCAACAAUGGGUUUUAAUGCUCUAGACUGCCUCGGAGCAGAACUUUUCCCGACACAUCUACGAUCAACUGCAUUGGCAGUCACCUUGCUGGCUGCUCGCCUUGGAGCAAUAGCAGGGAAUUUGGUGUUUGGCAGUUUAAUUGAUGUGUAUUGUGCAGUACCAAUGUUUAUGGUUGCAUGCCUUUUGAUUGCUGGAGGUGUUGUGGGUCUUCUGCUUCCAAAUACAACAAGAAUGGCAUUGACGUAAUUCCAGUUGAUGGAAAGUAUCUUCUAAAGAUGAAGAAUUUUUUUUCUUCUCUUUUUUAUGGCUAAAUGUACUAUGAGAAUUUUUAAUUAGAGCAUUUUUGUUCAUCAGAGGUGCAAUUGACCUUCUGAAGUGGGAACUGCUUAAAAUGCACAUUCCAAUACUUAUGUUUUACUUUUUUCUUGCAACAUCACUCAGGUAUUUGAUACUUUGAUACUAUACUUGCAUUUAUAUACAUGUGAAACCCACAGAAUCACAAGCUACUUUCUACCAUAAGUAAUAAGUCAAUAAAAACAUGUCAAACAUCUUUUUACUUCCAAAAUGCCAAAACUUUGAAAGCAUGGCAGAUACCCCCUAGUUUUAUUUUAUAUGUAUAUGAAAACAUUCAUUUGAAGAUACAAACACUUGCAUCUAAAAAGAAAUAUAUAAAUAACUAGACAAUAAAAUUUUAAAACCAAAGUCCAUUAACACGUGUCAUGCGCAGUCAGACCUGUGCAAGUUGUACAUGAAAAAUAGAUGUUUGCUUGUUUGGUUCUGAGUAACUUACGUUUCCCCUAUUUAGAGAGUGAGGUAAGUGUGUGUUUCUUGUGCAUCUAAUUUUUCACUCGAGCUGUUGACUGUGCAAUGUUUAGUGUGUGGCUCAGUAUUGUGUAGGGAAAUCCUAUCGUCAGUGAGUUAACUCUAAUCAGAUGAUGCCCAACAGCAGCAAGUACUCAUCUAAGUAGUCACAUUUUACUUCCCCUCCGCAAAGAUAAACUUUAUAUUGUAUGCCAUACCUUUCACUACUUGGCUUCUGAUUUUAUAAGUAGAUCCACAAAAUAUACAUAAAAAUCAUGAAUCAGCAGAUGGCCAUGAUGUAUAAUUCACUUGUAAGCACAGUCAAAUGAGAAUGUGUAUCUUGACUGAUAGAUAAAGAAUGGUGCACUGCCUUCCGGAACCACUGAAAGGGGAGGGGAGGAAGGGUUGAUGUCACUGGGCUUGGUCCCCAUAACAGCUUAUUCAUAUGACUCCGUCUUUUAUAGUCAGUAACACCAGAAAAUUUAUUUUAGUAAAGUUGGGCAAGUAUAAGUAUUCAUUAUGAAUAGUGUACACUGUGAUAAGUGGAAAAAGAUAUGAAUGAGAAUGAAUAGCUUCAGAGUCCAAGAGAUGUGAUUGGCAGGUUUUGACAAUAUCUUCGUCAGAGAUGCUUAUUUCAUGAAGAUAUGAUUUAAAUGUGUCAUGCAUUCCUUGUACUGUGAAGAUAUUCAUUCUCAUUCAUACCUUUUUUUAAACAAGUAUUCAUUAGUUCAGGUCCAUGCAUGGGUGAUUGAUUUGGCUUGUGGUAGUUCACUCAAGACCUCAUCCUGAUGAUUAGAACAUGAUUUAAUAUAAUAUUACCCAUUACCUUUCAUCUGCCUUACUUAUUAUGACAUGAUAUCACACCAUUUGUAUAUAGUAUUUGUUUUACUUGUAAUAUCUCUUUUUAAAUCUUUCUAAUAAGUAUAUUUUCUCAAGCCAAAUUGUUUUUACAUCACAUUUAGAUUUACAAUGCUGUUUCAAUUAUUUAUAUAUGAAUAUAAGUUUUGAAGAAAGUGACUGAAUCCAUGAGUUACCCAUGGCCUGGCUGUACUGUCAGUGGCCCUCCUGCCCGCCAUUGAUAGUGAUCUAAGGUGACAUAUGACACACUUUGUAAUUGGCCUACCAGUACAACAGUCCAUAUGCUCUAGUUGGAAAGUACAGUGUGGACAUCAUGCAGCUCAUAUAUGCUGCUACUGACACCACAUUAAACAAUGACAGUUUCUUGCACUGUGCAGAGACCAUUAGAUGCAAUUGACUUACUCUACAGAUGAAACAGACUUUGGAAUAUAUAGUAUUAUAUGUUUCCAAGUGUGAUGGAAAGUAUUUUGUGAUUCUUCAUACACUUUAAUUGCUUUCAUAACAAGUACACUUUGCUUGCUCACAUGUAUGAUUACACUUUACUUGCUGUCUCAUACAAAUGCACCAUAACAUCUGAUAGUCUAUAUACUUGCUUGUUAAACCAGAUAUUAAAAAAAUAAAGAAAAAAAUAUUUUUGUGAAACUGAGCAUAUAUUUAUAUUUUACUGUAAGUUGUUUUAUAGAAAUUCUAAGGGACAGACUUUGUAUUAUUUUAUAAAGCCAAAUAUUUUAAAGCAUUUAAGGUUGUAUAAGUCCGUCAUCUCUAAUCCAGCAUGGUGCUGAAGCAUGCCUAGUGAAUGAAAAUACCAAAUCACACAAGGAUUACCUCUAAGCAGUAGAUGGUUGAAGUUUUCAACCCUCAGUGUCUUUCAAAACAAGAAGUUUUUCUUGUAAUUAUAUUGGCUGUGUUAACUGAAUUGCAGGUAGCUAGAUUAGAGGUGGCAGAUGUGUAAUAAAAUGUCACUAAUGUUUGAAGAAGUAAUCUAUAAUUUUUUUAAAGAUUAAAUCCACAUAUAUAUAUUUUACUAGAGACCUCAAAAUACACUUGAGUAUUUAAUGAAUUUGUUAAAUGUACUUAGAAAGUAAUCAGUCAGUGACAUUGAGGUAAUGUUGUGGGAGAUAUAAUUAGGAUGCUAAAGUUCAUAUAUAUCCAUACUGAAUAUGUAUAUAAAUUUGUAUAUGUAUAUGUAUAUAUCUUCUUAUUUUAGUAUGUGAAUUGUGCAAUUAUAAAAUGUAAUGAAC
Messenger RNA from Penaeus chinensis, 5212 nucleotides. RefSeq names its product synaptic vesicle glycoprotein 2B-like. The record is from RefSeq and is a predicted model, not a curated record. Gene Ontology annotation, cellular component: membrane. The transcript has 13 exons. Bases 945 to 2558 code for a protein of 537 amino acids. Gene Ontology annotation, molecular function: transmembrane transporter activity. Lineage: Eukaryota; Metazoa; Arthropoda; Malacostraca; Decapoda; Penaeidae. Gene Ontology annotation, biological process: transmembrane transport.